AUGCGUGAAAAGGAAAAAAGAAAGCCCACUCAAUCAGAAAUGUUUGUUGAAACUCGAAAAGGAAUUAAAGGAAAGGAGCUGGAUGUAGAAACUGGAAAAGUAAUUUCCCAACUUCAAGAAAUGACUGAAAAGGAGGAAAGCGAUACAGAAGCUUUUAAAGUUUUUUGGAAAGGAGUGUCCUGGCCGGGUACGCUGUUAUGGGAGAAAUGUAACUAA
Molecule: messenger RNA, 216 nt
Organism: Lathyrus sativus (Indian pea)
Lineage: Eukaryota; Viridiplantae; Streptophyta; Magnoliopsida; Fabales; Fabaceae
Source: the annotation of a GenBank genome assembly